AUGUUGACUGAUGGUAUGCUAUCCACCGCUACGCGUGUAGAAGACCGCCCAGGGCACGAGCUCAAAUUGCACGAGUAUAGCUCGUGCGAUAUUCGCGAUAUUGUGCAGAGGCAGUUACGGGUACGUCUUUGUCUUGUCUUGUCUUUCCCCGCUCUCUUCCCGUCCUUAAGGGCUCACAUUCUCAUUCUCAUUCUCAUUCUCAUGUCUUCAACCCUCCCCCCAAAACCCACAAAUCAACAGCACCAAGGCGACAUCGACGCCCGCACCCCAUCCGACUUUUCCAACUCCACCCUCACAGCCCCCGGCAAAUUCAAUUCCAUUUCAAACGACGGCGACGGCGACGCAGACGACGACGAUGGCGAGGAGGAGGAGGAUGUGCCGCUGUCGAUGUCUACGGCGGCGGGGGGGAGAGGAUCGGGUUUGGGAGGCGGAUCGGGAUCGGUGGGGGUGCGCGCGUCGAAGAGGCGGAGGGGGACGCGGAUUGCUGAUCAGGAUGGGGAUAGCGACUACAUCCCCCCCUCCUCUCUACACCGCAACGGCCACUCCUCCUCCUCACACCACCACUCCUCCUCGCGACUCCCUCCUCCUCCAAUGCCCUCCUCCUCCCACUCCUCCCGAGAACGCGAGCGCGAGCGCGAUAGGGAUCCAGCAUCACUAAUUCCACUUUCAAACGACCGCGGCUCUGCGCAUCCGUUCCAUGGGUACGGGCAGGGGCAGGGUCAGGGGCCGGGGCAGGGGUAUGGGCAAGGGUAUGCGUACGGCCAUACGCGCGCUGCGAAGAGGCAGCGUACGACGUUGGGGCUUGAUAUGGAUAUGGACAUGGAUAUGGAUAGAGAGAGAGAGAGGGAUAUGGACUCAGGGAGCGAUGUACCUGGUUCACGGGGGCCGGGGCCGGAGCUGUAUUUGCCUGAUCAACACCCUCACCCGCAUCAUGGGUAUCCUCAUCCGCACCAGCAGCAGCCGGGGAGGUUUAAUAGGAUGAUCAGGCAGGCGCAUCAUACUGCUGCGGGGCCGGGGCCGGGGUCGAUGGGUCCGCCUGCGCACCCGCAUCCGCACGCGCAUCAUGGCGGGUAUCAUCCGCAUGAUAUGCAAGGUGGAGGACCUGGUGGGCCAGGAGGGCCAGGACCCAUGCCUGGGGGAGGAGGACCAGGAGGAGGAGGACCAGGACCAGGAGGAGGACCAGGACCAGGAGGAGCGUACACCCCGCUCUUCCCCGUUGGCCAGCCGCAGGAUGUGACGCCUUCGUUUAUCCCUUUGCAUGCUUCUGAGUAUGGGCAUGGGCAUCCGCACCAUUCGCAUUCGCAUUCGCAUGUACAUCACGUGCAGCAGCAGCAUGAGUAUGGGCAUCAGACGCGCAGUGGGAAUACGUAUGGGCGGGAUAGUGCUUAUGUGUCGGGGGAUGGGGGUGGGCCUGGGGCUGGGGGUGGGGCGAGGGGUGCUGCUGGAGGAGGAGCGGGAGGGAGGCCGUAUAUGGAACCGCAGUAUGAUCCGGCGUUGUACAACGCUACCGCCUCCCCUCCUCCUUCGUCGUCUGCCUCUGCGCUUCCGACUUCGGGGUCGUCGUCCGCGGCUGGAGGUGGUGCUGCGGCUUCGGGAGCGAAUGUGCCUGGGAGCUUGGUCAUUGGGUCUGGAUCCAGUACGGGUGCCGGUGCAGGAAUGGCGGUGGGCUCAGACGCUGGCACAGGCAUCGGCACAGGAAUUGGUGCGGGAACAGGCACAGCAAACAGAAGAGAAGAGCGCGCGGACAUGUUCGAUGCGUUUUUUGAAGCUGAUCGGAGGAGGGCGUUGGCGGAGGCGGAGGCUAGCGCUCAGGCUCAGGUUCAGGGUGGGGUUGGGGUUGGGGUUGGGGUUGGGGUUGGGCAGAAAGGAGUGGGAGGGGGGCAGGGAGGGGGUGGGCAGAAAGGAGGAGCGGGAGGAGGAGGGGGAGGAGGGGGAGGGGGGUUGGAGUGGCCUAGUCAUCAGGAUGGGAGUGCGGCGGGAGGAGGGGGUGGGGAGGAGGGCUCAGCGCAGCAUCUUGUAUCUUCCAACUCGGGACCUAACGCGAAUGCGAAUGCGAAUGCGAAUUCAGCGGGCGGAGGGGGGGAUGGGGGGAGCUGGUUUGAUGUUUUCUCGGGGACUGGGACUGGGAAUGGAACAAGCACCUCGGCAUCAACCUCCAACGCGAAUCGCAGCGGGAAUGUCAGCGAUAAUCGGACCGCGCAGCCGGUUUCUGCACCGGUAUCUGCACCAGCUGCACCGGUAUCAGCACCUGCACCUGCACCAGCACCAGCACCAGCAACAGCGCCGCAGAGUGCGAGUCAGAGUCCGAGUGAAAAUCCCGCUCAAGGGCAGGCGCAAGGACAAGCGCAAGCGCAGGGUCAAGCGCAAGCGAGGGAAAAGGGUAAAGGCAAGGCAAAGGCGAAACCGAAGGCGAAAGCAAAAGGAAAGGCAAAGGCAAAGGGAACAGGAAAAGGCAAAACCGCAGAUGAGGAGUUGGAGGGUGAAGCUGUAGCUGUAGCUGGAGGCGGAGGUGGAGAUGGAGAUGGAGAUGGAGAUGGAGGUGGAGAUGGAGAUGGAGAUGGAGGUACGGCGGAGGCUGCUUCGUCGGAGUCUGUGGAGGCGCCAGCAGCAGCAGCGGGGGCGGCGGUGGAAAACUCGGACUCGAGCUUGGACUUGAACGUGAAGGGUGCAUCUGGAUCUGGAUCUGGAGCGCGGGAUACGCAGACGCAGACGCAGACGCGGGAGUCUGUAGCUGUAGCUGAGGUUGAGGUUGAGGCUGAGGCUGAGGCUGAGGCUGAGGCUGAGGCUGAUGAAGGCGAGGAAGGUAAAGGAGGAAAAGGAGGCACAGAAUCCCAGGGAAAUGCGCUAGCGCCCACUGUUGGUGCGACUUUGAGCGCGGGGGGUGACGGUGAAGCAGACGGAGAUGGUGACGGAGACGGUGGAGGAGAGGCGGAUGGCGACGCCGACGCCGACGCCGACGCGGAUUUAGAUGCAGACGCGGAUUUAGAUGCUGAUGCGGAUGCUGAUGCAGACGACGACGACGACGACGCCGAGGCGGAUGAAGAUGGGGUUAGCGGGGACACAGUGAGCGCGGGGGCGGGGGCGGGGGCGGGGGCGGGGGUACAGCGCGUGUCGCCUAGUGCGUUUAUUAGCGAGGUUAUGAAGGGGAAUGUGGAUGUGAAUGUGAAUGUGAAGGGUGAGGGUGCUGGUGAGGGCGGGAAGUAA
Psilocybe cubensis is the source of this 3204-nucleotide messenger RNA. RefSeq lists its product as uncharacterized. The record is from RefSeq and is a predicted model, not a curated record. The transcript has 3 exons. The coding region runs from base 1 to 3204 and encodes 1067 amino acids. NCBI's taxonomy places the organism in Eukaryota, Fungi, Basidiomycota, Agaricomycetes, Agaricales, Agrocybaceae.